This is a messenger RNA of Ipomoea triloba (trilobed morning glory), 1089 nucleotides long. Its product is annotated as protein DCL homolog, chloroplastic-like. Gene Ontology annotation, cellular component: chloroplast. Gene Ontology annotation, biological process: chloroplast organization; chloroplast rRNA processing. The coding region runs from base 91 to 690 and encodes 199 amino acids. The record is from RefSeq and is a predicted model, not a curated record. The transcript has 3 exons. NCBI's taxonomy places the organism in Eukaryota, Viridiplantae, Streptophyta, Magnoliopsida, Solanales, Convolvulaceae.
AAUUGGUGACCCCAUUAACGAGAAUGGACGGACCAUGGAGGUUUAGCUUUCUGUGCGGCGUCGCCUCUUCGCUGUGCUGAAUUGCAAACUAUGGCUGCUCCGCUGCUCUUCAGGGUAGCGCCGCUUCUCCGGCUGCGGUUCUACCACCACCAGCAAAGCCGUGGCCUCUGCUUCGGUCUCCUUAAUCGCCGACUGUUUUGCGCUUCUACCGAGCCUUCUCAGACACCAGAGGACUCGUCUUCUGCGGGCCAGAACCCGGACACCACCGUGCUCAGGGUGAACGAGCCGCCUCGGUUCCCCAGGUGGUCGGAACUAGAUUACCAGAAAUGGAAAGAAAAAGAAGCUGAGAUUCUGCAAGACAUCAAGCCCGUCAUUUCCCUCGUCAAAGAUAUCAUUCACUCUACUAGGUAUUUGGAUGGAGAACGUCUUACAGCUGAAGAUGAAAAAAUUGUGGUAGAGAAGCUUCUUGCUCAUCACCCUCAUUGUGAAGAUAAAAUUGGCUGUGGCCUUGAUUCAAUUAUGGUUGAUCGUCAUCCCCAAUUCAGACAGUCGAGGUGCCUCUUUGUGGUGAGAACAGACGGGGGAUGGAUAGAUUUCUCCUACCACAAGUGUCUGAGACGGUAUGUUCGCGAUAGGUAUCCAUCCUUUGCCGAAAUAUUUAUUAGAAAACAUUUGAAAAUGGGGAGUUAACUCUUGUCAUCUCGAUCACCAAGAAGCUGUAACUCACUGGCACCUGCAUUCGUAUUGGUUUGGCAUGCAUUUUUGUAGCAUCAUUUGAGCCACACAUAGCCCUGUAAUGCGCUUGGUCAAGAGGCGGUAGAUAUACAUGCUGCAGACUGCCAGACCAUCGCCUUCACGGUGGUUUAAUUGGCGGGACAAUGUAAAAUGAAUGUAGUAAAUGUUAAUUAGUUGAGAUGUUGACUGUCCCCAUCUCCCGGCGAAUAGUUGCGUUGCAUUUAUUCUGCCGGGUCAUGGCUCAAGUAAAAUUCUGGCAAUGACAUGAUUAGAUUAGGUGGGUUGAUGAUAUUUGAGUUGGAAGUUGAUGAACACAACACAGGACAUAAAUACAUAAUAGUUAUCCACAAGUUA